Molecule: messenger RNA, 13183 nt
Organism: Spirometra erinaceieuropaei
Lineage: Eukaryota; Metazoa; Platyhelminthes; Cestoda; Diphyllobothriidea; Diphyllobothriidae
Source: the annotation of a GenBank genome assembly
AUGGAACGCCUUAAUUCGUUAGAAGCAACGUCAAAGCGUGAUGAAGAUGACUCAUUACGGUUUGCGUUCUCAUUGCCCUGCUCACCAACCCCUGGAUUCCAACCGGUCAUGGAACGCAGAAAGAGCAGUUCCUUGUCGUCCCUAUCAAGGCCAAUGUUUUAUUUAAAUGCAUCGAAUGGAUCACACAUGUGAGUCAUGGCUCGUAGCCUCGGUUGCACUCCUUGGCAGUAGAGAAAAAUGAUUUGUCUUCCCGUUCUACAAUUAGGACUCAUCAAGUCCUUUUUUAUAUGAAGUGUUUCAGGGAAGAUCAGGUACUUUCCUAAUGAAUGUACUUUGCGACUCAGCAGGUAGUUACCCAGAAAAACCCAAGGAUUAGACACAAUGUCCUCAAAUCUAUCACAGAUAAAGGCCUGAAACGCAUCCGCCCUACUUCGUGCUUCUCUUUCCCCAGUACAUAAAACUACACUUUAAAAGUAAGCUUAAACAAAUAAAACUUGACAAAAGGGGAUCACGAGUCCUUUUGUAUUAUUCGGCACCGAUAGGACGGGCAAGCUGAUCAUCUGGUAAUUAAUGUACUAGACGCGUUCCUUCUGUGACAAAGAAGGCCUCGAAAGGAAAUACUUUGAGAACGCGUAUUUAAAUAACGCUUAAUGAGUAACUAUACUUAACACACCCUGGCUGUUCAGGUAGAGCGGCGCCUAUUUUGCAAAGAUAAUUGCGAUCGAUUAUUUAAGUUGUUCACUUUUCUAAUCUGUGCAAAGUGGAUUGCGUUAUAUGCACACCUGUGCAUCUUGUUUGUCCUAUUUUGACCUGGCUGUAGGGGUUUCGGACAUGAAAUUAUUGUAACCGUCUCUAGACAAAGCUUGUCUAUGGAAGUACGGUCUUAGAGACGAACUGCAGGUGAGACGAAAAGAACUCUUUUCAUUCGACAGCAGUUCAUGCACUGCAUUAGGGCUCUAAACUUCGUUCGGUCUUCAAUCAAAGAAGGUUUGUGGUUCCGCGACAUUCAGCCUCCACCUUCCCCUAUCAAUGUUAUUAGUAGACAGACAAAACGCCCAUGUUUGACUUUUAACCAACAUUUUUUCUUUCAAGCUCCUCUAACAUUAUUAAAAGGAAUAUCGUUGUCAUAUCAGUUUGUGUAAUAAUGUAAAAUCCUGUGAUAACCAAAAAGCUGUGUUCGUCUAAGCUUACAUAGCAACGUCGUCUUAAUUUUAAUAGCAAGAAAAAGGUAAGUACGAUGGAGUGAACCGAUUGUAAACGCAGUUUACAUAACAAUCGAAGCACUGAAUAGCAGAGAUGCAUGUGGUUCAAACGUUAAUACCGGGUGGAGUUUGUUACUAAAUUCCGAGAAGUAGUAGGUAGAAUUGCUGCCUUUUAAGUAAAGACCUCUUCUUUAUGCUUACUUCGAAAGAUGGCAACACAUGUUCCCGAGACAUUUAUGUUAGGUUUAUGGGACAAAUACCCUAUAGACAGAAAAAGGGUGGUCAUGGAUUGUAAAACAAAAGUCAACAACCCAUGACAAUAAGUCAGUACCUGGACCGGGGCGAGGCGAUUCGUCCUCAGCUCGUCAAACAAGGCCAUUCCUACCAGCAACAGGAAAAUGUUGCUUUUCGGUCUGGUCGUCUGACUUACCCUACGUAGUUAUCACUCCUAUCUGCAGACUUACACCGUCUCUAUAACACUAUGUGCUAGGUUAUAGUUUAAUUGGAAUAGGGCCAGGUAGACCUUCGUAUGCCAGAGGUCAGGCUCUACGUAGUAACUUAACAAGCGUUUAAUUACCAGACAAUGUCUCCUACACUGCCAUAUAUUUAUAUCACAAAAAGUUAAUGCCGAGUAGCUUUGCUGUUUUUACCAUCUAAAGCGUGCCUUCCCGUGAAUCAGUAGUUUAUAUCAUAGAACUGACCUGCGUCAAAGGAAACAAAUGAAAACUGCACCCCGAAAAACCAGCCCACCAAAAAUUGUCUUCCUCUGUUUGCAACGAUUUUCCAAAAUAAAUGUAAAGAACUUCACUUAAUUGUAGUCAUAAUAGGCAGAAUGCUCAUCUGCAUUGCAAAAGUCUAACUCAUGCAGUUGUUGUAUCCUGGCCACGAAGAUUACAGGACGUCUUAUGGUGCUUGUUUUUGGAGGAUUAAAUGUUUGUCUUGAAUGCUUUUUUCGACGAAAAGCUUAUUUUUUCUUACUUUCUUUGACUUCAGGUAGAGAUUAUUACUGAUGAGAGGAAACUAUAGGAUUAUUUAAAAUGUCUUUUUCGUAGAAUAAAUCUGAACAAGAUAUAAUGGUGAAAUAAAAAGAAGUAGAACGCAAGAAUAGAGACUUCCUGUACUACCGAUGGCCUUGCGCUAAACUCCGGUAGGUUACUGUUAAGGGUAGGAGAAUAAGGGUUAGGAUUAUGGGAGUUAGGGUCAGCGCACGGGAAUAUGCGUCCCCCUCCCCGUAAUUUAGCGCAAGGACACCCGUAGUACGGAGGUCCUUAUUCCCGUUUCAUACCUAAAGAGGAUUUAAGGGUGUCAUUCCUUUUGGCGAUCUAUUACUCGACUAAAAAUACGGCGCUUUCAGACAGCCUAAGGCAUGUAACCAAGUGACGUUUUAGAUCGUUAGUAAUUGUGUAAGGCAUCGCACAGCUGGGUUAUGCUAAUAAAUUCAGCUUCUUUCACUGCGUCCUAUUAUUAUCUGUGACUUCAACUACAUUCGUCACACUCAAAUGAAUAAAUUUUGAUAACCAAUACGACGGUUAAAUAAAAUGUAUUAUGGACCAUGGCAUAUUUCAGCUCGCCGAUCAGGUUACGGAAAAUGCUCGUCCCGUUGUGUCUUGAGACUCACACUAGAACCUCCGCAGACAGCUAUACAGCGGCUAAUAGUACAGUGCGUGACCGAUCUCAUGAAAUGUUGGCCAAAAUUCUGGAAUGAGUUUUCGAUUAGGAAGGACUACUUUAUUGGGGUUGUUAUACUGAUUACCCUGCAGCAUAACCUUAUAACAUUUCGGACUCGCCAGGAUGUCGGCUUUUGAAUGCACUUCUUUUUGACCUCCUGUAGAAACCACAUUCGGCAAAAAUGACUACUUAUUUAGCAUGCAUUUUUCCCAUUGAUUUUUGAUGGUCUUGUAAGUUAAAAUAUAUUUUAUGGAAAACAUGCACAAAAUAUGCUUUAUUCUGCUCAUUUGGUAGGAAAUCGUAUAGUCUUCAAAUUUUAUGCCUGAUCAAAGUGCGUAUUUAGAUUUUCAAUAAGUUUCCCAAUUCUCGAAUAAUUAUCAGCUGGAUCUGCCAUUGCAUCAGCGUUUAACAAUUUUAGUCUACAAGGUGCACGCUUUCCCCGUAAGGAAAAUCAUAUAUUCCUAUAUGUCUUUAGGAAGAUACCACAUACAGCUCAUGAAAUUUUGCAAUGGAUCCGAACCGUGUUGUACAUUUCAUGAGGAACAUAAGUAAAUGGACAUGUGCGGUCUUGCAUGCAUGGACAUCGCACAGUCUUAACAAUCUCAUAAUUAUAGACUUUCUAAAAACCUAAAUAUGCACUUUCUUCGAGCAUAAAAAGCGAAGACUAUAUGAUUUCCUACCAACUGAGCAGAAGGAAGCAUAUUUUGUGCAUGUUUUCUGUAAAAUAUAUUUUAACUUACAAUACCAUCAAAAAUCAAUGGGAAAAAUGCAUGCUAAAUAAGUAGUCAUUUUUUGCCGAGUGUGGUUUCUGCAGGAGGUCAAAAAAAGUGCAUUCAAAAGCCAACAUCCUGGCGAGUCCGAAAUGUUAUAAGGUUAUGCUGCAGGAUAAUCAGUAUAACAACCCCAAUUAAGUAAUCCUUCCUAAUCGAAAACUCAUUUCAGAAUUUUGACCAACAUUUCAUGAGAUCGGCCACGCACUGGGUAACAAUCGGGAGAUGACACCCAAAAGUCUGCCUAACCAAAGCAGCCUGUCUUACGGGACAGGUGGUAAUAGGGGUUUUAUGGGUUGUGGCUGGUCGGAAUGUACGAUACUAGCCGACAGAAAGUCUUACUUGAACAGGUGAAUGAUCGAAAUUGGCCCGCUCUCCGUUCCGUUAUUACAAAAUGGGUCGCCAAAGGCAAUAUAAUGGUAACGGACGAGUGGAAGGCGUAUAAUCUUUUUCCCUCAGAAUGUUAUCUACAUUUCUCUGUUAACCACUUAAAGAACUUCAAGGACCCUACCACCGGACGGCACACCAAUGCCAUUGAGGCAUACUGCAGUAGACUGAAAAUGAAACUCUAUAAGGGAGGCCCUAUAUGUGGUCGAGCUGUGUGGGCUCACAUUGAGGAAGUACAGUAUCUUCUUUGGUUUGAUCUCAAUGCCAUGUCUUUGCCAGAUGCCUGGGAACUGUUCCUGACCCAUCUUGGGCAGACCUAUCCUAUUUAAAAAUGAUUUUGUUUUGUAAUAAACUGCCAUAAUGCGAAUGUAUGCCGUAUAUUCAGGUGUAGGUGUGUAACGAUGGGGGAGGUUGGGUAACGGCGACCAUCGUCCAUGUAACCUCCUGCGAUGUUCGUUCGGCCAGCGCAUGUUAGGCCGUUGGGGAAAGUCCAAGUACUGCGUGAAAGUAAACCUGCAACAGUUGAUAUAGUCUGAAGGCGUUUGAGUUCACUGUUAAAGGUAUUAUUUCUAGGUAACGGAUUUUUGGGUGCCAUAUCCCGAUUGUUACCGUGUCACGCCCCAGUACCAAAGGCCCCGGGUCCGAAUCUCAGGUGAUCCCCACUUAGGGUUAGCUAGUAGGCCAGAAAUGGUCAUUCCGGACUCAAAUGUUUCUGUUGGACACCUCAUGUCUUAACUAUUUUCUUUUAUGAUCCUUACCUCAAGAGAAACACUCAGGCCUUAAAUCCUUGAACGCGUGUUUUAGCUGAUGGAAGAGACUGUAGUAUUUGGCAUUCGUUUGAGUUGGGUUUAUCUGGAUAGAAGGAGUGGAGUGUUUAAAAUCUUUUUUGCAUUGUUGUCGGAGCAGAUUGUCUGUUCUUGAAAAGGGUACUUGCCGGUCAAUAAGGAACACAUGUUAAAAUGUAUCUUUCUGAAGAGAUAGGUCAGUUGCCCAGGGGAAUAACCGUUUCUCUGGUUGUCUGACCUGAAGGCUUCUAAAUGGACUUGACAUCUGUCAUCCGAAAAAUACUAAUAUGCACGGAUUAGCUGUCUUUAACCUCGAGUCUUUAUGACAGAUGUCGCUAACUGACCGACUGGACUAAUCAGUAACAAAGGUUUCUGCGGUUCAGCAUUUUGCAGCCUUUGGGUGGUAAAGAAACAAGAUUUGACAGACUAACCUCCCUCCCCCUAAAUUUCGUAUGUUUAAUUUCCUAUUUGGCAACAGAAGGGAGUUUGCCUAGCAAUCCAGAGUCAAACGCUUCUCUCAUGAUUGUAACGACGGAGGUAAGAUAAGUCAGCUGUACCAAACAUUUUUUAUGGGCUAUCAUUGGAAGUUUGAUGCUUCUUACUUUUUUCCCAAGGCCCCAUCCAUGUAGACUGGUCGUAUUAGGAUAUGAACGUCUCCUAUGAAACAAAAUCUCAAAUUUUUGUGGAAGAUGUACAUGAGGUUUUAUGUGUAACCUCCUUUACCAUUAAUGCAGCGCUGAGUAAUGGUCGGCCGAAAAAAUGUAUAUUCGGGGUCAUAGCAUUGUGCAAUUUUGUUGGUAUACGUCGCUACGUACUAACUAGACCCGGUCUUUUUCAACGCCUUGCUUCACAGAGUGCUAAAAGCCCUUAAAAAGUUGGACUGGACUCGUUGCGCCGACCGCAACUCUGAGCACUGUGUUAUGAAAUGGACAGAAACGGUGCUUCAGGUCAACUAUCAACUGUUCAAAGAAGGGGAGCUGAUGGUAAAGUCUCUGUGCUUAUCGAACUUUAUUCGUAUAUUUUUGUUUAUACAGAGAAACAAGAGCCUUGUUCUCCUUGUUGUCUCUUUAAGUAUCACAAGUUUUUGCCUUUAAGCUGAUUAUCGAGACAUUCCGUGCACUUUAAAGACGCAGUCGCUAAAGUGGAAAAAUACUGCUUAGUUGAUCAUAAGUGAUGUCGGAUAUCCUUACCUCUACAAGUAUUCUUCUUAAAUGAUUGCAUACAAGUAAGCACACAGUCGUUUUCAGACUGCAUGUGUAAUUAAAGCACCUGGAGCUGUUAAGGGGGAGGAAUAAUAAUGUGCGGAGCUUAGUCGGUCGUAGUAAUUUUCCCGAAGAAAUUUAACUACAUGUACACUUACACAGGCCUGAUGUGGAUUUGCUGUAAGUUAUCGUUCGAUUACUCACCCGCUAUGAACAGUGUCAGAUAUUGUUUUCAAUGAUGAUCGCAGAUGGCAUGCAACGUCUCUGUUUCUAUCCCACACUGAAAGCAGGCAAAGAGUUAUGACGGCGAAGGUCCGCACGGAUUGGCAGAAUGGUGUAACUUGAAUGAGCGGGAUAAUGUGUUGGAGAAGACGGUGGAAUAGAGUCCUAUUGGCUCGUACGCCGGUCAGUGGCUUCCUUUGAUUAGGCGUAGCACGUUCCCGCAACCUUUUGGUUACCCACAAUGGCCUCUUAUGCUGACCUUAAACAAGAACUGGUAUAAUCUCUAGUCUUACUGUUCAUGCUGUCUGUCCAACGCUUAAUGUGCACAAAUCAGAAACUGCAAUAAACGGAAGUUCUGACUAUAGGCUAACGGGCGACAUGCGUCGCUGUUAGACCCUCUCGAGCUUUGUGUUGGAUACUGUCUGUAGAAGUGGGCACUAGAUCGUAGGUCUGGUCCUUUCUGGUACCUUCGCAAGCUGUCAACUAUACUAGUGCCUGUUUUUCGCUUUACCCUAGCCAACUUUUAAGUGGACUACCGAGUCUCCGUUAUGAGGUUAGGGACGACAUUUGUUUUGUUAAUUUAUGAUAAAAAUGUGUGUACAAAAAUACUCGGGUAGGCAGUCUUACCUCCUUGCGGUCAUACAUUUUAUCGUCCGUCCGUGGCGGUAGGGACGGAAUCUUCAAUUUGCUCUCCGAAUAAGUAUACAAAUUCUUUCCGGUAAUUACGUUAGCACCAUGCACUUAGGUUUAGCAGACGUGGUGUUGUAUUGCCGUCCCCAAGGUCAUCCGUGCAGUUCCCGGGACAGAUGACAGCUUGGGGAGCAAGUGUCAAGGACUUUCAACGGCAUAUUCGCAUGCUCCAGUUGCUGCGCCCAAUAUCGCCACUAGGAUACAGGAUCUGUUCUACCAGGUGCCAUUACCUGAUUUUUGUUAACUAAAAGGGCAACGUGGCCCUAAAUACGAUGGUAUAUAGGACGGCAAUCAGUACAUGCCAAAUCCUAAUUUGUCACAGUAGCCUUCAUGCGUCAAGUUUGAAAUCCUGAAGUGCGACGGACGACAAUGCGACCUAACACAGGUGCUUCCGAGCCCGCUUUUCGGCUACCUGCGAAACCUUGCCAAUCUCAGCUAGACGGCUCAGGACACUGGAGGAUCCAAGGCAUAAUAUGAGUUUAAUGUUCCAAACACGCAAAAAUAAGGCUGAACACUCCUCACCUUAUUGGAAGGUUAUAUGGGUGCACUUUGAUCCCAAAUCUCGGUCUUUCAGUGUGAGACAAUACGACUUGGCCGAUACGAGCUGCAUACCCGCUUCCAUCAAGCGGGAGCUGCCAAGGCCAGACCGUCUCCUCGUGCGCUGGCACUGGAGGCGGGGGAAAUGCCCAGACUAUAUGACCUUCAGAGCCGUCCACCGAAAUCGAGAGCCCAGAAGGGAGAAGCGAUUUGUGGCAGGAGGAGGCGGAAGUGUACGACAAAAGUGGAGAAAAAGAGGCCUUUGAAAGGCUUAGUGGGGCAUGAAAUAUAGGCAUGUGUUAAGUUAGAUGCAUGUAAUUAUUCACCGCAAUGACAACACAGGUACAAGCUAAAAGCCCAGAAACGCGUGUUUCGCCGACCAUGUGCCGCUGGCUGACGCAGCUGCGAGGGGCCCGGCUCAUCAAUUGGUCCCCCAACCUUCCCCGUGUAUUUUCUGAUAAUAUGAACUCCAGUUUCACCUUGCCUUGUUUAAUUUCCGAGGAAAUUAAUGUGGAACUUGGAGCAAAUCCUUCGGAACAUAACUUUUCAGCCAUGGUCCAAAAUUUGAUAUGAAUAUUUGAGCUGAAACCUAUUAGCUACUGCGGAAUAACCGCGUAACAUUCACAGACUGCCCACAGGCAGCCAGUAGUAUAGAUCCGUGCAAUUAUUUACUUUACUGACGGCAGAGGUACUAGUUAAAAGCCCAGACACGCGUGUUUCGCCGACCAUGUGCCGCUGCCUGACGCAGCUGCGAGGGGUUGGGCUCAUCAAUGGGUCCUUCAACCUUCCCUGCGUGUUUUCUGGUAAUAUGAACCACAGUUUUACCUUGCCUUGUUUAAUUUACUCCAAGUUUGCGGAAAUUAAACAAGGUAAGUUAGAUGCUCAUGUUCUCGGUUUUUUGUUCACACACCUUUCCGUGGAGCAGUCGCGAUAUGUCCAGUCCAGCUGCCUUUUACUGACUCCAUAUGUACAUGCCUUACCGUCCGUCCACCAGUGCAUGUUUUCAGCCUUCACCACGAAAAUGCAGUCCGGUUUUGCUGGCCUUGAUUAGGUGAGGGUGUGGGGGUACAUAAAGUGCAGCCUUUUUCUCGCCUGACCGCUCGUUGACCGUGGGCGUGCUUGGCUGGAAACGGGGCCGCCCCAUCCGAUAGGGUAAGGGCAGCGCGUGAGAUGUAGAGGCAGAUCGAUAUGUUAAUCCUCAACUGUGAUAAAGGAGAAGAUAGGUAAACGAGUCCAGUUCGACACUUUAGGCAUUGUCUCCUCAAUGCUUUUUUUGCAUACGGGCCUUCCUAAUACCAGCACGUGCAUGUUUGGAACCCUCAUAUUAGGGUAGUAGUGUCUCAGCUGCGUACUGAUGAUGUGUACUUACUUUGUAUAAAUAAUUUCAUCCUAAUGAAUAAGGAAAUAGAGAAGCCGAAGAUUGUACUGCAUAAUUAUCAACAGCAGCAGAACCAUUAACGGCUCCACACUUUUAUCAAUCUAAACGCAUUCCUCAAUAUCCCUCCUAUUCCUCUUUAAGCAUGACAAAAAUGUCAGUCCUUAGUUAGGCUUUUGCAAAAAAGUUUGAAAUCACACCACGCAUGAUACUAUUCCGCGAGACCGUGCAGCAUUAAGCAGAUGGGUAAGAGAAAAAAAUGUUUUAGUGCAUGUUCUCUACAAAUUAUUCUGGAAUUUAUGGGGCAUCGAAAAUAGGUGGGAGAGUUUCAUGCUACUUAAGUGGCCGUAUUUUAGGGAAUAUGGUUUACACAGGCGGUCGAUAAGGAGCUCGCCGGCAUCCUGACGUAACUGGGAUAUCUUCGUACUAUGACGAAUGAUAAUUGCUUAACCUACUUAAGUGGUCUCCUCGGAUUGAAUAUACAUUUCAGAAUUCCGGUUAACAUUUCGUGAGGUAGCACAUCUACUGUAAACUGUCGUGCCGAACGGUUCCUGCGACAUCUCGCCAACGAUCGUUAUUAAUUCCUCUGUCAGACUUUCAUUUCUGUCUGAAAGGUUUGAGCCUGGAGUGCAUCCUCCAGGUAAAGAAACUUGUAGUGCCUCCUUUCGGUAGCAAUAUUUUCAGGUUAACCAAAAUAUUUCCACGAAGUACAGUCACGAAGGAAGAGUUCGACACGAGCUCCAUACCCUUCGAAUAUCCGAUCGAAAAGUGCAGUUACGUUUUGAGGAAAUAGUAGCACACGCCGCACUUCAUGAAAAACAUUCCCUAGGAACAUUUGAUGGAAUUUCAUGUAUAUCCCCUCAUUUUUCUGUUGUAUAUAGGAUACUGAAUAUUAGCUGCCUCCGACAAAAGUAGUCUUGUUUCCGAGGACUCGUGCAUGCAAUUCUGUUGGGGCACACAUUGACACGAAAACCUCCUAACGCUUGAUCUUUUAGUCUUUUUACCUCUGAAAAACUACUGCAUAACUAAGCGGAAUUCCCAAGAACAGACUGCUUCUAACUAUAUUAUGGGCGUCGUCGAGUUCAGGUCCAGAGACGGUUCCAAAACUUUGUUUCAAUGCCACAAAUACUCAGAGUCAUUUUUGAGAGUAUCUGCCAGUGAAACUGAUCCUUUUGGCAUUAGUUCCUUUUUGUAAUUGUACCGCCUGAGGCAGUAUACUGACAAGCAAUAGUUUGUAAACUGGAUGAGUUUUGUUCCUGAAUCUUGUUAAAAGUGUUCAGCCGUUGACAGUUGUUCAGACCGAGAUAGGCACGCAUUUGCGAAUGUUGUUCAAACUGCCUACUUUAGUUGCUGUCAGCCCACGCCGAUUAUCCACACCAAAGGGUGAGAACAGCGGCUUUGUUCAGCCGGCCAUUUAUUAUCUCCACUAGUUUACGCUUGUUUCUUCCGGGACUAGAUUUUCCUGCUGUGCGUCUGUAAAAUUUCGAGAGAGGUUGCAGCUUGGGAUCUGGCACAUGACACCGGCUAAUCCAUGAUCCACGUGAAUCUAUUCAAUAUUGCAGCUUUUGGUCAAUGAGCGACGCCCACGCCAAUAUUCAUGAAAAUGUCUUCUGCCGUCUGAGGUGUAUUUCUGAUAUGCGACUUUGCUGAAGAUCAGCCGGUAUUGUUUACGACGGUUCGGAAAUAAGUUAUCGAAUACUGUUAGUACGUGUAUUUCCACAAUUGCAACCGAACUCCGAAAAUAUCGGUUUCACAUUCAGAUGCAUGUUCUCAAAUGCUUCCAAAGGGGGGAGGGCGAUUAAGCAUUAGGACUGGUAUGCUAACAUUAAACGUUCUGACGUGUCUUCCGGAGACUUUUAUGUCGAUGUAUACGAUUUUGUAUAGCCAGUGCAAUUUUUCAGCCCACAGACGUUUACAAUUUCUGUUUCGCACUGUCCCUAUAAAAGGUCAACCACAUACCAAACUGCGGACUUCUAACUAACAAACUCGGUAUGUUAAUGAGUCUUCGACAGUAUGAGUAUGCCUGCCGAAAUUCCUCUACGGGUGUUAAGAAGAAGUUCAUUCCGAUGAAGGACUUCGUCCCAGAAACCUACUGCAUCGACGAUGCGCGGGAUCGCGUCCAAUUUCUUUCAAUUCUGAGAGGUCAGCUUCUUAAAAAAUUGAAUUACGGUCUUUUUUAAUCCGAAAUAAAUUUCCCACCAGCGGGAGGCCUUCAGAAAGGGAAAGUGGUAGUCUAAUUACGUCUAAGACUCGGCCAACCCGUCUUGGUUAUCUAAAUUAUCAAUACUUGAUAGAGAUGCCAUAAGUGGAUCAUUGUGGAUGUACUGGAGGUAGAUGGACGCGUGAAAGCCUAGAAAUUUCCCAGGGGAGUUAGUUAAAUAUGUCACAUCUGGACGUUAACAGGAUGCUUGUGUACACCUCGUCUCGACUACAUGAAUAAAAAGACAAAUUAUUUAGCACUUCAGACCGUCUGUUUGCUCUAUUAAACAGUUUUGUUUUUUUGUACAUGCUUCCCUAUAGGCGCUGCAAAAAGCUCUGUAUGAAUAUAAAACGUCAGUUAAUUCUUCAUCUUCGGGCUGUUGUAUGGUAGAACGGUCGGGCAUAUGCAUCCCCUUUCCGGUGCUACAGGUGGCAUCACGUUAAAUUCCAGGGAGGGUCCUAUUCCCGUGUCCUAACUUUAACCCUAACUCCAACCCUUACCCUCAUAAACCUAAAUCUAACACUGGCCCGCCUAACCCUUAUCCUAUCAUGCCUAACUUUAGCCCCACUAACCUUAAACUCAACCUCUACCCCAACCCCCACUAAGUACUGCGGGUAGCCUCGCGAUAAAUUCCAGGGGGUUCCUAUUCCUGUGUCCUAACUUUAACCCUAACCCCAACCCUCCUAGCCCCAAUCCUAACACCAAGCCUGGCUCGUAUGCCCCUGGAAUUCAAGACACAGCGACCUUUUAUACGUGGGGUGGGGGAGGGGGGUCAAUAUCACUGUGCCCAACAGAUAGAACUGCAUAAUUGAAGUCUACAUUACACUUUUCGGCCCGGUAAUCACUCCGGCAUGUGUCCAAUCUACUAGUUUCCUGACUUGAUCCUUAUGACCCGUUUCAUGUGACAAUUAAGCUCCCCAACGGAAUGGAAAAAAAUAAAUCCUUAUAUAAAGAUAUCGGAAAGGAGCUCACCUUCUGGUACCAAUGCUAAUAUAACUAAAUCAUCACACACCAAUACUUAAUACGGUUUUUUCAUUUCUUUUUCUGUCGCAAUUCUGAAAAUGCUUUUGACCAGACUGUCGUUCACGAAGACUCUCGGAUAAUCCUAGGUAAACCGUGAAAUGGUCGAAGUUACCAUGGUGAAUACGGUUAAAUUUAAGGUUCUCAGUCGGCGUUUUUUACUGAUUAAAUCGAUUAUCUGGGGACUACAAUAGCUGCCAACGUCAGUCAGUUUAUUGUAAUGCUGUGAACGAACUUACAUCCCGUUUUGACAGAUGGUCAAGUAUGGAUCUACAAGCCAAGUGGGAUGAACCAAGGCAAAGGAAUCCAAUUGAUCAGGGGAAAAGCUGAUUUUGAAAAGCUCCAAGAAGACUGUGUGGAAGAGUGGCGUCGGAAUCCAGGUUCUGUUCGACCACGCAUACUUCAAAGGUAAUUGGAAUUUAGGUCAAUUGAUAGUUGUUGCAUGCAUUUCUUGGCGUAUGUCCUAGGCUGAUUCCAUGAUCGAAUACUUAUCGCAUACGGGUUGAGAUUUCGGCUUCUUCGUAUAUUAGAGUACUGCUUCACAUACAAUACUCAAAAUCUCAAUGGUAAGGCAUGGGAGAAGUCCGGUGUCAGAGGAACUACACCUCCGGAGCGGCCUUCAUUAAAUUUGCUGAUUUUCCGUUAAAAGAUACUUUCCUGAAAUUCUUGUGUUUAUAUCUUUCGAUCAAAGGUAUAUCGACAAACCCCUGCUGCUAGACGGAAGGAAGUUUGACAUUCGAUGUUAUCUACUCAUUGUCAGUUCAAUGCCCUUCCUGGUCCUCUUCCAUCCUGGCUAUGUUCGGGUCUGCACACGCAAAUACGAUGUCAACAGCCCCGACCUCCUAGUGCACCUGACCAAUCAGGUAGGAUUAUGGUUAUGCCUCUAUCAACCUUUUUAGCUGUUGUAUUACUACAAACCCUCUAGAUAAUCGGACCCUCCGCUUGCGAUUUUUACAGUAUAUCCAGAAGAAGGAUCCAAACUAUUCCAAGCUCAAAGAGGACACGGUUUGGAGCAUGGACCGUUUCAACGAAUACAUUAAUGCCCACUAUGUUGAAGAAAAGAAGAUUGAGAAGGAUUGGGCAAAGACGACACUCAUGGCAAGUUACCUGCACAUAAUUUCAUGA